AUGGCUGAUCCUCUAAGUUUCGUUGCAAGUAUACUAGCUAUCACUCAGCUAGCAGCAAAACUCACCUGUUUGGGCUAUGGAUACGUGAGCGCGGUGAAGCGGGCGCCAGACGACCUUAUGGACCUUAUGAACGAGCUACUCGCACUCAGUAGAGUCCUCUCUAUCCUACAGGUUUACGCAGACUCAAGCUCGAAUGCAGCAGACAGUGCACUGUAUCAGCUCAAUGGCGCAAACAAUAGUCCAUUGCAAGUGUGUUCUCAAGCGCUUGAAAAACUACUGAUAAGGAUGGAGCCGAAGGAUGGGUUCAAAGGCUUUAUCAGUAAUAUGAAAUGGCCCUUGGAAGAAAAGGAGACUACACAACAUAUAGCUCGGAUUGAAAGACACAAAACUUUAUUCAUGUUUGCAUUACAGGCAGAUCAAAUAUCUCUCUCUAAAGUUAUUGAACUCUACACCGAGAAUAUCGAUGCAGCGAUGCAAACUAUCCAGGCGGAUAUUAGCUUUAUGAAUAAUAUGGUAAAGGAAGUAAAGAUGGAAAUUGGGCGCACGAAUUCCAUAGUUCGGAAAACCAACGAUAGUGUUCACGAUACGAGCAUUGCGCUUUCCAAUCUGAGAAUCAAGUCUAUGGAGGAGUUUAUGGCACAGGAAUUCUGGAGGGAGAAACAAUACACCCAAGGCAUGGGUAAGAAAAUCCAUCUGAUUAACCCUUCCGAAGCCAGCAGGUAG
Morchella sextelata is the source of this 723-nucleotide messenger RNA. RefSeq lists its product as uncharacterized. NCBI's taxonomy places the organism in Eukaryota, Fungi, Ascomycota, Pezizomycetes, Pezizales, Morchellaceae. The transcript is spliced from 2 exons. Bases 1 to 723 code for a protein of 240 amino acids. The record is from RefSeq and is a predicted model, not a curated record.